Apaloderma vittatum (bar-tailed trogon) is the source of this 3094-nucleotide messenger RNA. Its product is annotated as PERQ amino acid-rich with GYF domain-containing protein 2-like. The record is from RefSeq and is a predicted model, not a curated record. Bases 41 to 3094 code for a protein of 1017 amino acids. Gene Ontology annotation, molecular function: protein binding. Gene Ontology annotation, cellular component: proximal dendrite; vesicle; membrane. Gene Ontology annotation, biological process: insulin-like growth factor receptor signaling pathway. Lineage: Eukaryota; Metazoa; Chordata; Aves; Trogoniformes; Trogonidae. The transcript has 19 exons.
CACCUUAGACGGCCCUCGUUCUGCAGGCUGGCGAGAACACAUGGAGCGACGGCGGAGGUUCGAAUUUGAUUUCCGGGAACGAGAUGAUGAACGGGGUUAUCGGCGAGUACGGUGCGGGAGUGGCAGCAUGGAUGACGACAGGGACAGUCUCCCUGAGUGGUGCUUAGAAGACGCAGAAGAAGAAAUGGGAACAUUUGACUCCUCUGGAGCCUUUCUCUCUUUAAAGAAGGUGCAGAAGGAGCCAAUCCCUGAGGAACAGGAGAUGGACUUCCGACCUGUGGAGGAAGGGGAAGAAAGAUCUGACUCAGAAGGGAGCCACAAUGAAGAAGCCAAAGAUCAUGAAAAGACCACCAAGAAAGAGGGGGAGAAAACAGAUAGAGUAGUGGCAGAAGCAGUGGAAGAAACAGUCCAAACAUCUUCACCAGCUGCCAGGUCAGAUACCCCACCAAAAUCCCAGCCUCCAGACCCACUGCAGACAAGCCUUUUCGAAAGGAAGGAGGAGUCUGUGCCAGAAAGAACAGAAAAAACAGAAGAUAAAGAGAAUCGAACAGAGAAUACACCGCCGGCCAAAAUGUCCAACAGAGGAGAAGAUUUGGCUUCUGUUUCUCAGCCUUUGCCACAAAUUUCUGCAGACACAGCUUCUCCUGCUCACCUUUCUCCCCCUGUUUCCAAUUCAAAUCCUGCUCUGCGGCCAGUUCAGACACCUGUCACAGCUGCUCCAGGCAUGGGCAACAUUCCUACUGACCCAGAUGAUGAAGAGGGCCUCAAACACCUAGAGCAGCAAGCUGAGAAGAUGGUGGCAUACCUGCAGGACAGUGCCCUUGAUGAUGAAAGACUGGCAGCAAAAAUUCAAGAGCACAGAGCAAAGGGCUCCUCUAUGCCAUUGUUCCAUGAAGCCAUGCAGAAGUGGUACUACAAAGAUCCGCAAGGAGAAAUUCAGGGUCCUUUCAGUAACCAGGAGAUGGCAGAGUGGUUCCAGGCUGGGUACUUCACCAUGUCGCUGUUGGUUAAAAGAGCCUGUGAUGAGACCUUCCAGCCUCUGGGAGACAUCAUGAAAAUGUGGGGCAGGGUUCCCUUCACUCCAGGUCCAGCACCGCUUCCACAUCUGGGCGAGCUGGACCAAGAGCGGCUGACUAGACAACAGGAGUUGGCCCUGAUCCAAAUGCAGCACCUCCAGUAUCAGCACCUUUUAAUACAACAACAGUAUGCACAGGUGCUGGCUCAGCAGCAAAAGGCAGCCCUCUCAUCCCAGCAGCAGCAGCAGCUUGCUAUUCUCUUGCAACAGUUCCAGGCCCUGAAGAUGAGAAUAUCAGAACAGAACAUGAUGCCACCUGUUACAAGGUCUGUGUCAGUGCCGGACACUGGCUCAAUAUGGGAACUUCAGUCAGCUUCACAGCCUACAGUCUGGGAAGGAAGCAGUGUCUGGGAUCUCCCCAUUGAUACUGCAGCUCAGGGACCAGCUCUAGAACAACUUCAGCAGCUCGAGAAGGCCAAAGCUGCAAAGCUAGAGCAAGAGAGGAGAGAAGUGGAAAUGAGGGCCAAACGAGAGGAAGAGGAGAGGAAAAGGCAGGAGGAGCUUCGGAGGCAACAAGAAGAGCUACUUAGGAGGCAGCAGGAAGAUGAGAGGAAACGACGGGAAGAAGAAGAACUGGCCCGCAGGAAGCAAGAGGAAGCCCUGAGGCGACAGCGUGAGCAGGAAAUUGCACUAAGGCGGCAGCGGGAGGAAGAAGAGCGGCAACAACAGGAGGAAGCACUUAGAAGAUUGGAAGAGAGAAGAAGAGAAGAGGAGGAGAGACGGCAGCGAGAGGAGUUAAUUCGUAAACAGGAAGAGGAGGCUGCCAAGUGGGCACGUGAAGAGGAAGAAGCUCAACGGCGACUUGAAGAAAGUCGGCUACGCAUGGAAGAAGAGGCAGCCAGGCAGCGGCUCGAAGAAGAAGAGCGAAAGCGCAAGGAGCUGGAACUCCAGCGCCAGAAAGAAAUAAUGCGACAGAGGCAGCAGCAGCAGGAGGCUUUACGACGGCUGCAACAGCAGCAGCAACAGCAGCAACUUGCACAAAUGAAGCUCCCUUCAUCUUCAACAUGGGGUCAGCAAUCAAAUUCAGGAGCCUGUCAAUCCCAGGCCACACUGUCACUGGCAGAAAUCCAGAAGUUAGAAGAAGAACGGGAACGGCAGCUUCGAGAAGAGCAAAGACGUCAGCAGCGGGAACUAAUGAAGGCCCUCCAGCAACAGCAGCAGCAACAGCAACAGAAAUUGUCAGGCUGGGGUAAUGUCACCAAACCAACAGGCACCACCAAAUCUCUGUUGGAGAUACAGCAGGAAGAGGCAAGGCAGAUGCAGAAACAGCAGCAGCAGCAGCACCAGCAGCCGAACAGAGUCAGAAAUACUACGCACUCUAACCUGCACACCAGCAUUGGGAAUUCAGUGUGGGGCUCCCUGAACACUAAUCCCAGCAACCAGUGGGCAUCUGACCUAGUCAGUAGCAUCUGGAGUAAUGCUGAUACCAAAAACUCAAACAUGGGUUUCUGGGAUGAUGCAGUGAAGGAAGUGGGACCUCGUAACUCGACCAAUAAAAACAAAAGCAAUGCCAGCCUCAGUAAAUCUGUAGGUAUUACAAGUAGACAAAACAAAAAGGUGGAAGAAGAGGAGAAGCUGUUGAAAUUGUUCCAGGGGGUUAAUAAAGCCCAGGAUGGAUUCACUCAGUGGUGUGAACAGAUGCUUCAUGCACUCAACACAGCCAACAACUUAGAUGUUCCCACGUUUGUUUCUUUCCUGAAGGAAGUGGAGUCUCCCUACGAGGUCCAUGAUUACAUCAGAGCCUAUCUUGGAGAUACUCCUGAGGCCAAGGAGUUUGCCAAGCAGUUUCUUGAGCGCCGUGCCAAACAGAAAGCCAGUCAGCAGCGACAACAGCAGCAGCAACAGGAUUCAGUGUGGGGGAUGAACCACAGUUCGCUACAUUCGGUCUUUCAGACCAAUCAGAGCAACAACCAGCAAUCCAAUUUUGAGGCUGUACAGAGUGGGAAGAAAAAGAAGAAACAGAAAAUGGUUCGCGCGGAUCCCAGCUUGUUAGGUCAGUGUUUAAUUUCUAGGAAUUAA